ACUGCUAGAAAUAACGUUACUGAAGUGAAGACCACGUCCCGCUCUUCCUAGAUCCCCCUGACUUUAUAGCUUUGCUUAUCGUGCUGACAGUGGGCUUGACAUAUCAUAAACGGCCCGAUCGCCCACACCAACCCUGGACUGCCCGCUGCUGCAUGCUGCGCUGCAUGCUCUCUGUAAAAUUCCUCCGGACCAUCCUUCAGCUCAGCUGGAGUUUGUUUACAAAGAUGUCUGCACACGUGGGUGAUGCGAGUUCGUCAUCUUCAGAAGAUGAGGGUGAAAAUCAGCGUUUAAUGGAUGCGGUUUGGGAACAUAAUAGUAGAGAUGGAGGUCAGGGCAGAAUAUUUGAGACAAACGAGGCAAGAAGUAAAACCAGUGCCAGAGAGAUUGUAACAUCCAAAGUCAAGAAACCAAGUGUCAGGGAGAUGAUUUAUCACGAUGCUCCUGAACAAUUUGGAGAGGAUUAUAAAAGUGUGAAAACUACACCAGAAUUCAGGAGCUAUUUGGCCAAGAAAUUAUCAAGUGUUUUAGAUGAACAACUCAAGAUGACCAAGUCAAAAAAGGAGAGGAUAUUUGAUGAUGAUAAAUCCAGAAGAAAUGAAGAGGGUGAAGAGGAUACAUUACGGUUAUUUUCUUCAUCGUGCUGUGCACCUGAUCUCAACCCCUGUGAGCCUGAACCUCCUAAGAAGAGAAAAAGACCCAGGCUUGGACGUAACACCAAAAAAAUAAACAACAAUAAUGAUGAUGACAGCAGUGAUUCAGAUGUUCAGGAACAGAGAUUACUUGAAGCAGCCGUAUCUGGACACGAUGUCUUAAGCUUCUCAGCAUUAUCAUCUUCUUAUGAUCGUAAGCAUCAAGGACAGAAUAGCGAUAGCGACCACACCGAAUCCCAUAUAGCUGAUGAUCCUAUUGAAAAUGGGACUGCAUUCAAACAGACAGAGCACGGAGAUGGUGGUUUUUCAGAUACAAAUGUUAAAAAGAAGAAAAAGGGAAAGAAAAAGAUGGACACAAAUGAAAUUCAUGCUGAUGAUACAACUGGGACUGCAUCCAAACAGACAGAAAAUGGAGAUGAUGAAUGUUCUCAUGCAAAUUUAGAAAAGAAGAAAAAGAGAAAGAAGAAGACGGAUACAAUUAAUAGUCAUGCUGAUAAAACUAGGACUGCAUUCAAACAAGGAGAGCAUGGAGAUGGCCAAUUUUCUCAUGGAAAUGUUGAAAAAGUGGAAAGGACAAGGACAGACAAUGCUGAUAUAAGUGAAAUUCAUGAGGAUAAUACUGAGGAUGUGAAAAGAGGGAACCGUCUAGCUGAAAUUGUACGAUCCUCAGAACUGUCUGAGAAGACAGAUGCUCAUGACUUGUCUGUGGAGAUUGGUAGGAAGAAGAAAAAGAAGAAGAAAAAAAUGGAUACUGAUAUGUCUAAGACUUAGUUCAGUUAGUUGCUCACUUCAUUUCACAUUCAUAAACUUAAAUGUUAACAAUCUGUUAUGCCAUUACUUCAAUUGCUUAAAUAAUCUUUAUUGUUUUGUGUGUUUGUCCCGUUCAUGUUUUAUCAUGAAGAAUAUAAUCAGGAAAGUUAUACCUCGAAAUGGCUGUCUAAUCCAGCUAUAUCUGCCCCUGGAAAAUUUUGCUUAAGUUAAGGCUAAUACCUGCAAAACCACUUCUCAAGAAUGGAAUGAGGGAACAUUUUUCAGGAUGUAUUCUUUGAAUGCUACUUUCUGAUAGGCAAACACUAAAUUUGCAAGUGUUUCAGUUUAGUUUAUUUCCAUUAUUCAUAUACAGACAUUAACAUGCUUGACAUGAGUAUAACAUAAUUAUAUUGAGUUGAAAUAAAUCGUUAUUGAGACAGAAGUUAUACGCAAUAAGAAUUUAAAUCAGUGAAAAAUGGAGGGGCCUAAGUUGAAAGCAGAGCUUGUGAGUUAUAGGCCCCAAUGGAAGGAGGUGAUAAGACAUAAGGCUAUAUAGCUAUUAAAAAUAACAAGGUAAAAGAAAAGCAAAAGUUUAUGUACCAAUUGGUUUAAUCACAUCUGUGGCACGCCCUGGAAAGAAAGUAAUGUUUUAAAGGGAGGUAUGAAGGUAAAAUGGAGCUGCUGAAAGGUUUAGAUAUCUACUGCUGCCUGAACUGCAUAAUCAUUCAAAAAAGUAUGUUUAAGUUUACGUUUGAAUAUAAACAAUGAAUUGGAGUCUGAAAUGUCUUUGGAUAGUCCGUUCCAGUACUUCGGUCCUGAGAAAGUAAUUGUUUUCUGAGCAAAGGUUGUUCGAGUCAGUGGUAAAUGAUAAAAUGUACUUUGUCGAGUUGCGUAUGAAUGAAUUACAUUUCGUUUAACAAAUAAUAAGGUGACAAUGGCUGGUAAUUCAUUUGUGGAUAGCUGGAACAUAAAAAUUCCUAAAUUAUAUCUAUAUAAGUCUGAGAUUUUGAGAAGUUGAUUUCCAUGAAAGUAACGACUUGUAUGGGAAAGAAAACCAGCAUUGUUUAUGUUUCUAACCGCACGUUUUUGAAUGACAAACAACCUAUGUAGUUGAGUUUUAUUGCUAUUACCCCAAGCAAGAAUACCGUAAUUGAGAUAGGGCAAAAUCAAAGUAUUGUAAAGAGAUAAUAAAAUUUUUUGGGGUAGAUCAUGUUUAAGUUUGUUUAAAAUGCCUGUGUUUCUAGCCGUUAAUGUACAAAGAUAAUUAAUAUGUGAUUCCCACGAUAGUUUGCUAUCGAUAUAAAUUCCAAGAAAUUUUGUGGAAUCGACUUUAGUUAAAUUUGUGUUAGCAAUCAAUAUAUCACCGGGUAAAGAUUUGAUAGUAUUACUGAACAACAUAUAAUGAGUUUUGUUAACAUUUAAAGAUAGCUUAUUUGCAUUAAUCCAGGCUUGGACCAUUUUCAAUUCCUCGUUCAGGAUUUCAAGGAGGCUGGUGGGGUUACGGUGGGAGAAAAAAAUAUUAGAAUCGUCUGCAAAAAGAAUAAACGACAAAUUAUCAGAUGAAUGUUGAAAAUCAUUAAUAUACAAAAUAAACAAUAGGGGGCCUAAUAAGGAACCUUGUGGAACACCACAUGAUACUAAUCUCGGGUAAGAGUCCUGUCCAUUAAUACUAACGAAUUGUUUUCUGUCGGAAAGAUAAUUUCCAAACCACUCCAAGGCCUUUCCUCGAAUCCCAUAAUGGGAUAAUUUAUGCAGUAAAAUAUUAUGAUUGAUAGUAUCAAAGGCCUUGGAGAAGUCAAGGAAAAUUCCAACAGUGUGAGACAUGUUAUCUAUGGCAUGGGCUAUCUUAUCUAAGAAAACAAGUAAUGCAUGAGUUGUGGAGUGUUUCUGUCUGAAGCCAAAUUGAUUAUUAGAUAAGAUAUUAUGAUAUAUUAAAAAUUUCAUUGUACGUGAAUAUACUAGUUUUUCGAGAAUUUUAGAGAGGGAGGUCAAAAGAGAAAUAGGACGAUAAUUACCAAGAUGAUCAGAGGCACCUUUCUUUAGUAUUGGUAUGACUUUGGCGAUUUUCAUUUUCUGUGGAACGAUACCAUUUGUAAUGGAUAGAUUCAAGAUAUGUGUCAGGGGUGCAAUAAUGUAUGGUAUGAUCUCUUUUUGAAGGCUUUAUUUUGAAAAAUAAACAAAAACAUUACCUCUAAGUCUAAUUAAUAGAAAACUUCAAACUUUCAUAAGGUUCAUAAAGAAUUAGUCACAUUAAAUGUCACUGCAUUUUAGUGAGAUUGGAAUGUCAGAAUAAUCAAUUAUCAGUGUUGUAGUCUAUAAUUUCCAGUGGUAUUACAAAGAAAGUCAUGUGAAAGGCAAGGAACUUUGGAUAAUGAUUCAAAUAAAAACAACUAGUCACUGUAUGGUUUGAACUCUAUUCUUAUUUUCAAACCAUCCUGAUUAGUUGAUAUCAGUACAUUAAAGAGUGAGGGCAUAUAGCCGCAAAUUUGAUAUUUUUCUGUAAUUUCAUGUCUUAAAGAGUCAACUAUAUCUUUUUUUAUUGAAGUUUUGAUCAUGAUUAAAAUCAUACAUCUAUGAAUGAUU
Messenger RNA from Lytechinus pictus (painted urchin), 3983 nucleotides. RefSeq names its product protein CUSTOS-like. Bases 153 to 1421 code for a protein of 422 amino acids. The transcript is spliced from 6 exons. Gene Ontology annotation, biological process: Wnt signaling pathway. NCBI's taxonomy places the organism in Eukaryota, Metazoa, Echinodermata, Echinoidea, Temnopleuroida, Toxopneustidae. The record is from RefSeq and is a predicted model, not a curated record.